Messenger RNA from Oncorhynchus masou masou (cherry salmon), 2673 nucleotides. RefSeq names its product interferon alpha/beta receptor 1a-like. Gene Ontology annotation, molecular function: protein binding; interferon receptor activity. The transcript is spliced from 9 exons. Gene Ontology annotation, biological process: cytokine-mediated signaling pathway. Gene Ontology annotation, cellular component: plasma membrane. Bases 132 to 1310 code for a protein of 392 amino acids. Lineage: Eukaryota; Metazoa; Chordata; Actinopteri; Salmoniformes; Salmonidae. The record is from RefSeq and is a predicted model, not a curated record.
CCCUUGAAAUGGGACCAAAUCAACUGGCAACAGCAACUGAAACUGGGAUUGGGAAAAUGAACGAUCUGUGAAGGUAGUUUUUUGGGGGAAAACGUUUCGUUGGAAUACUUGUUAAAUAAUCAUUAUUCAUCAUGAAGGUGGGCUUUGCACUCGUUCUCCUCUGGUCUCUUCCAAUAACCAAUGUGCUUGCAGAGCUGCCUCAACCUCAGAACCUGACUCUGCUCACACUGAACACACAGUAUGUACUGACGUGGAACUGGGACCAGACGACCACAGGCAACUCUGUUACCUUCACUGUAGAGUACAUGGCGAAGUACAAGAUGAAGAUGAAGAAGAAGAACUGGAGCUGUGUGUGUGAAAGGACCACACGUACCCGCUGUGACCUCACAGGUUCUGAUCUGCGCUACCUGGGCGUGUACGUGCUCCGAGUCCGAGCCAGCGCAGACGGAGUCAACUCACACUGGGUCAACAAAGACUUCUGCCCUGAUAAAAACGCUUCAUUGGGCCCACCGUCCAGGGUGGAGAUGGUUCCUGUGGGGAACGUGCUGGACGUGACCAUCUCUGACCCCCUGACCAGCACCCAGCACUCCAUGAGGAAACACGUCCUCUACCUGUACUACCGCAUCCUGUACUGGAGCCGCUCUGAUGACCCUCAGGGUCUGAAGCCUAAAGUGUUGGACUCGAGCAACAACCUGGUGACGCUGCCUGAGCUGGAGGCCUGGACGUGGUACUGUGUCAUGAUCCAGUCUCGCUACGACUACUACAACAAGACUAGCAGCUACACAGAACCCCGGUGCAUGCAGACGGAGGGUGACACCCCGUACGGGCAGAUCUUCCUGUACUUCCUGGUCUCCAUGAUGGUGUGUUUCCUGCUCGUGUUGCUUUCCUGCUACGCCUUCAUUAGGUUCUACAGAGUCCUCAAAAACACCUUUUACCCCUCUAUCCAGCUGCCUGCACACAUCCAGGAGUACCUCUGUGACUCCUCCCCCGGCUCCGACAUGCCCCGCCUCCUCACUGCUGAUUCAGAGGCGGAGCUGUGCUGUGAUAAGCUGACCAUCUGUCCUGAGGUGGUGCUACUGGAGAUGCACGUCCCUCCUCCCCUCACAGCGCCCCCCUCAGAGCUGGAGCAGGACAGCGACAGGCACAUCUGUCAGGACAGCGGAGACUCUGGGAUCUGCUCCACAGAGGGAGGCUCCAGCCAGCAGGGUUGUAGUUGUGGGGAGCCAAUCAGGACAGACCAGGAGGUGGAUUCCUGGCAGACACUGGCACAGGCCAAGAUGGAGGAGAUGGGAUCCAUAAUGUGGGCUUGACCUCUGUUACAUUUGUGAAGGAAACAUAUUAUUCACCAGUUGGAAGGACCUGUGGAAAUAGAGGGGAGAGAGGCUGUCAAGUUCAGGGAUGAAGAUAUGCUAUUAAACCCAUUUGCAUGGGCAGCUUUCCUCUUUGCAAACCAAGGUAAGUUUCCAUACUCAAAAUAAAAUGACAGAUUGCUCCACUUGAGCAGUGACUAGACAUUUGAUUAAAAUAAAUCCCAACUAAACAAGUGUUACAGGUGAAUCUAAAAGCAUGCAGUAAUGAUUGUGUAAACAGUGCAUUAGGAAAUUAUUCAGACCCCUUGACUUUUUCCACAUUUUGUUACGUUAGUCUUAUUCUAAAAUGGAUUUAAAUGUUUUUUCCCCCUCAUCAAUCUACACACAAUACCCCAUAAUGACAAAGCAAAAACGAUUUGGUAUAAUUUUGUACAAAUGUUGUUGUUGUUUUUUAAACAAAGAACCUUUUACGUAAGUCUUCAUACUCUUUACUCAAUACUUUGUCGAAGCACCUUUGGCAGCGAUCACAACCUCAAGUCUUGCGCAUGACACUACAAGCUAGACACACCUGCAUUUGGGGAGUUUCUCCCAUUCUUCUCUGCAGAUCCUCUCAAGCUCUGUCAGGUUGUAAGGGAAGCUUUGCUGCACAGCUAUUAUCAAGUCUCUCGAGAUGUUCGAUCCUGUGUCUGGCUGGGCCACUCAAGGACGUUCAGAGACUUGUCCCGAAGACACUCCUGCAUUGUCUUGUCUGUGUGCUUAGGGUUUUUAUCCUGUUGGGAGGUGAACCUUCGCCCCAGUCUGAGGUCCUGAUACUCUGGAGUAGGUUUUCAUCAAGGAUAUCGGGGUGAACAGGCAGUUGCUUGGGUGGUUGAUGUCCUUGAUUAUCUUUUUUGGCCUUCCUGUGACAUCGGGUGCUGUAGGUGUCCAAGAGGGCAGGUAGUUGGCCCCCGGUAAUGCGUUGUGCAGACCUCCACUACCCUCUGGAGAGCCUUGCGGUUGAGGGCGGAGCAGUUGCCGUACCAGGAGGGGAUACAGGAUGCUCUCAAUUGUGCAUAUGUAAAAGCCUGUGAGGGUUUUAGGUGACAGCCUCCUGAGGUUGAAGAGGCACUGUUGUGCCUUCUUCACCACGUAGUCUGUGUGGGUGGAUCAUUUCGGUUUGUCUGUGAUGUGUAUGCCAAGGAACUUAAUUUUCCGCCUUAUCCAGCCUUCUCCAUUACCGUCCCAUUGAUGUGGAUAGGGGAGUGCUCCCUCUAUCUACCGCUAUUUCCUGAGGUACACAAUCAUCUCCUUCGAUUUGUUGAUGUUGAGUGAGAGGUUGUUUUUGAGUGCCCUCACCUCCUCCCUGUAGGCUGUCUCAUCAGUG